AUGCAGGUAAGGCAUGCCCAAGGGAUUCACAACGUGGAAGGGGAAAAGGACCACAAUGCAUACUUAUCUUAUGAUCUUUUUGAUGCACACCUUUCCCCUCUUGGCUGGAAGCAGGUUGAUAAUCUGCGUACGCAUGUUCAAUCAAGUGGACUUUCCAAAAGAAUUGAUUUAGUCAUUGUUUCCCCUUUGUUAAGGACUCUGCAAACAGCAGCUGGAGUCUUUGGUGGUGAAGCAUAUACAGGUGGGGUAAAUGUGCCUCCUCUAAUGGUUGCAAAUACGGGGAACAGUGACCAUCCAGCAAUUUCAAGCCUAAAUUGCCCACCAUUUUUAGCAGUAGAGCUUUGCCGAGAACAUUUGGGGGUUCAUCCAUGUGAUAAGAGACGGAGCAUUAGGGAAUAUCGCCCUCUUUUUCCUGCAAUUGAUUUUUCACUGAUAGAAAGUGAUGAUGACAUUUUGUGGAAGACUGACAUUAGAGAGAAGAAUGAAGAAAUUGCUGCCAGGGGAAUGAAGUUUUUGAAAUGGUUGUGGACACGUGAAGAGAAGGAGAUUGCAAUCGUCACCCACAGCGCAUUCUUGCUUCAUGCCCUAAGUGCUUUUGGAAAUGAUUGUCAUCCGUCUGUGAAGACUGAAAUAUGCGCACCUUUUGCGAAUUGUGAGCUUCGGUCAGUGGUCAUCAUUGAUAGGAGCCUGAAGGCAUCUGCUUCCUCAACGACUAACUAACUCUAAGCCUAUAACGAUGGUCAAGAUGUAAUAAACUUAAAUAC
Molecule: messenger RNA, 764 nt
Organism: Alnus glutinosa
Lineage: Eukaryota; Viridiplantae; Streptophyta; Magnoliopsida; Fagales; Betulaceae
Product: phosphoglycerate mutase-like protein 1
Exons: 8
Coding region: 1-720 (239 amino acids)
Cellular component (GO): cytoplasm
Molecular function (GO): phosphatase activity
Source: RefSeq, a predicted model, not a curated record